CCGGGCGCUUGAGCCAUGAUUGCCGCGGCUUUCCUGGUCCUGCUGAGACCCUACAGCAUCCAGUGCGCCCUCUUCUUGCUCCUGCUGCUGCUGGGGACCAUUGCCACGAUUUUAUUCUUCUGCUGUUGGCACCGCAGGCUCCAGAAAGGGAGGCAUCCCAUCAAAUCCGUCUUUUCAGGUCGCUCAAGGAGCCGAGAUGCUGUCAUGAGAACUCAUCACUUUCGCUCUGAGGGCUUUAGAUCCAGUCCUCGCCAUGCCAGGAGACGUGUAACACCUCGCCUGGAGGAAACACAGCCUGUGGUGGAAGCUCACCAUCUAAGUGAGCAGGAAACUUCUGUAAGAAAAAGAAAAAUCAAGAAAAGCAGCCGAGUCCAACCAGAAUUUUACCAUUCUGUUCAAGUCACCCCAACUCGAAAACCUAGCUCCGGCAACGCGUCCUACCGAUGCUCCAUGUCGUCCUCCGCCGAUUUCUCCGACGAGGAGGACUUCAGCCAGAGAUCGGGGACGGUGUCGCCGGCGCCGGGGGACACGCUGCCCUGGAACCUGCCCAAACACGAGCGGUCCAAGCGGAAGAUCCAGGGCGGCUCGCAAUGUGACUCCUAUAAAAAAGCUGUGCUUUCCAAUGCCAAUGAGCGUGACAAAGUACAGAAGAAGACAUUCACAAAAUGGAUAAAUCAGCAUCUCAUGAAGGUUCGAAAGCAUGUGAAUGACCUAUAUGAAGACCUAAGAGAUGGACAUAACUUAAUCUCACUUCUAGAAGUCCUCUCUGGAGACACCUUGCCCCGAGAAAAAGGUCGGAUGCGUUUUCACAGACUGCAGAACGUCCAAAUUGCACUUGACUAUUUGAAAAAGCGCCAGGUGAAACUGGUUAACAUCAGAAAUGAUGAUAUCACAGAUGGGAAUCCCAAAUUGACUUUGGGGUUGAUAUGGACCAUAAUUUUGCACUUUCAGAUAUCUGAUAUCCAUGUUACUGGGGAGUCAGAGGACAUGUCUGCUAAAGAGAGACUGCUCCUGUGGUCGCAGCAAACAACAGAGGGUUAUGCUGGAAUACGUUGUGAAAACUUUACCACCUGCUGGCGCGAUGGAAGGUUAUUUAAUGCCAUCAUUCAUAAAUACAGGCCGGACCUGAUAGACAUGAAUACCGUUGCUGUUCAAAGCAACCUUGCAAAUUUAGAACAUGCUUUUUUUGUAGCAGAAAAACUUGGUGUUGCCAGACUUCUGGAUCCUGAAGAUGUUGAUGUUUCCUCACCUGAUGAGAAGUCAGUAAUAACUUAUGUGUCAUCACUUUAUGAUGCAUUUCCCAAAGUACCAGAAGGUGGUGAAGGCAUCAGUGCAAAUGAUGUUGAAGUCAAAUGGGUUGAAUAUCAGAAUAUGGUGAACUACCUCAUGCAGUGGAUCAGACACCAUGUCACGAUAAUGUCUGACAGAACAUUUCCCAACAAUCCCGUGGAAUUGAAGGCACUUUAUAAUCAAUAUUUGCAGUUUAAAGAAACAGAAAUUCCACCGAAGGAGACAGAUAAAUCAAAAAUUAAACACCUAUAUAAACUGCUAGAGGUCUGGAUAGAAUUUGGACGCAUCAAACUUUCUCAAGGCUACCAUCCAAAUGAUAUAGAAAAAGAAUGGGGAAAGCUGAUUAUUGCCAUGCUGGAAAGAGAGAAGACCCUUCGGCCUGAAGUGGAGAGGUUGGAAAUGCUGCAGCAAAUUGCGAACAGAAUUCAGCGAGACAGCCGGAGCUGUGAGGACAAACUGAUACUUGCCCGGAAUGCUCUGCAGUCUGACACCAAGCGAUUGGAGUCAGGGCUCCAGUUCCAACAUGAAGCAGAGAUAGCUGGGUAUCUUCUUGAAUCUGAGAAUCUUCUCCGCCAGCAAGUGAUUGAUGCCCAAAUUCUUAUUGAUGGAAAAUACUAUCAAGCAGACCAGCUUGUUCAAAGAGUGGCAAAGCUUCGUGAUGACCUGAUGGCCAUACGGACGGAAUGUUCUUCUGUGUACAACAAGGGGCAUGCACUGACCACAGAGCAGACAAAGCUGAUGAUAUCAGGAAUAACCGAAAGCUUAAACUCAGGAUUUACAACAAGCCUAACGCCUGAAUUAAAUGCUGCAAUGACACAAGGUUUAACACCUACUUUGACUUCUUCCAGUUUGACAUCUGGCCUUUCAUCAGGUAUGGCUUCCAGACUGACACCAACCAUCACUCCCGCUUACCCAUCAGGCAUCCCACCACGGUUAAUUCAGAGCUACGUGACAGGAGUAGACAGUGGGACUCUGCAAACACUCAAACUGACGCAAAUUAGAAAACCUCGGAUGAAAUCAGCUUUUGUGGAUCAGAAUUUGACGGAAGAAGAGGUGAACAUGAAGUUUGUCCAGGACCUGUUGAGCUGGGUAGAAGAAAUGCAGGUUCAACUUGAUCGAGCAGAAUGGGGUUCAGAUUUGCCAAGUGUUGAAAGCCAUUUAGAAAAUCACAAAAAUGUCCACAAAGCUAUUGAGGAAUUUGAAUCCAGCCUUAAAGAAGCCAAGAUCAGUGAGAUCCAAAUGACUGCCCCUCUUAAACUCAGUUAUGCAGAAAAACUGCACAAACUGGAGAGUCAAUAUUCAAAACUCUUGAACACAUCAAGAAAUCAGGAAAGACAUCUAGAUACUCUUCACAAUUUUGUGUCUCGUGCUACUAGAGAAUUGAUAUGGCUGAAUGAAAAAGAAGAGGAAGAGGUUGCAUAUGACUGGAGUGAAAGAAACCCCAAUAUAACAAGAAAAAAGGAAUACCAUGCAGAAUUAAUGAGAGAACUUGAUGAAAAAGAAGAAGUUAUUAAAUCAGUACAAGAAAUAGCUGAGCAAUUGCUUCUUGAAAACCACCCAGCCAGGCUAACCAUUGAGGCCUAUAGAGCUGCGAUGCAGACACAAUGGAGCUGGAUUCUUCAGCUCUGCCACUGUGUUGAACAACAUUUGAGAGAAAAUGCUGCAUAUUUUGAGUUUUUCAGCGAUGCCAAAGAAGCCAUGGAAUAUUUGAAGAAUUUAAAAGAUACCAUAUACCGAAAAUACAGUUGUGAUAGAUCAAGUGGUCUUCAUAGGCUGGAAGACCUUGUCCAGGAGUCUAUGGAAGAAAAAGAACAACUCUUGCAGUAUAAGAGCACAGUAGCAGGCCUUGUGGGAAGAGCAAAGGCAAUAAUUCAGCUGAAGCCAAGGAACCCUGACUGUGUACUCAAAACAUCCAUUCCAAUUAAAGCCAUCUGUGACUAUAGACAAAUUGAGAUAACUAUUUACAAAGACGAUGAGUGUGUAUUAGCAAACAACUCCCAUCGUGCUAAAUGGAAAGUCAUUAGUCCAAGUGGUAAUGAGGCCAUGGUUCCAUCUGUAUGCUUUACAGUUCCUCCACCAAACAAAGAAGCAAUAGAUACGGCCAACAGGAUUGAGCAGCAAUUUCAGAAUGUCCUGGCCCUUUGGCAUGAGUCACAUGUAAACAUGAAGAGUGUGGUGUCCUGGCAUUACCUGACAAAUGAAAUUGAAGCUGUUCGAGCUGGCAAUGUUGCCUCAAUAAAGACAAUGCUGCCAGGUGAACAUCAGCAGGUUCUAAGCAAUUUACAGUCCCGCUUUGAUGAUUUUGUGGAAGACAGCCAGGAGUCCAAAAUCUUUACAAGCUCCGAUACGGCACAGCUGGAGAGGGAGGUUAAUGUUUGCAAGCAAUACUAUCAAGAGCUUCUCAAGUCUGCAGAAAGAGAGGAGCAGGAAGAAUCUAUUUACAAUCUGUACAUCUCUGAAGUCAGAAAUAUCAGACUUCGGCUGGAGAGCUGUGAGGAGAGGUUAAUACGGCAGAUCCGGACGCCAAUGGAAAGGGACGAUGUACAUGAAAAUGUGCUUAGGAUUUCAGAGCAAGAGAAACUGAAGAAAGAACUGGAUCGACUAAAGGAUGACUUGGGAGUCAUCACAGAUAAAUGCGAGGAGUUUUUCAGUCAAGCUGCUGGUUCACCUUCAGUCCCUACUCUGCGCUCUGAACUCAAUGUUGUUAUCCAAAACAUGAACCAAGUUUACUCCAUGUCUUCCAUUUUCAUAGAUAAAUUAAAAACUAUAAAUUUGGUGCUGACGAACACCCAGACAGCAGAAUCAUUAGUAAAACACUAUGAAACUAAAUUGUGUGAAGAAGAGGCAGUAACGGCUGACAAAAACAAUAUUGAAAAUCUGAUGGGUACAUUAAAGCAAUGGAGAUCUGAAGUAGAUGAGAAAAGACAAACAUUCCAUGCCUUAGAAGAUGAACUGCAGAAGGCAAAGAUGAUCAGUGAUCAGAUGUUUAAAAUGCACAAGGAACGUGAUCUUGACUUUGACUGGCAUAAAGAAAAAGUUGAUCAGUUGGCUGAGAGGUGGCAAAAUGUUCAUUCUCAAAUUGAAAAUAGGUUGCGUGACUUAGAAGGUAUUAAUAAAUCUCUGAAGUAUUAUAAAGAUACUUACAAUUCUUUGGACACUUGGAUUCAACAAGUGGAAGAUACUCAGCGAAAGAUUCAAGAAAUACAUCCUGAGAAUAGCAAAGCAUUGGCUAAGCAAUUGAACCAACAUAAGAUGCUGGUUUCUGAGAUUGAAAUGAAGCAAAGCAAAAUAGAUGAAUGCCAGAAGUAUUCAGAACAAUACUCAGCUGCUGUGAAGGACUAUGAGUUGCAGACCAUGACCUACAGAGCUAUGGUUGACUCCCAGCAAAAAUCUCCAGUAAAGCGCCGAAGAAUGCAAAGCUCAUCAGACUUCAUUAUUCAAGAGUUCAUGGAUCUACGGACUCGGUACACUGCCUUAGUGACCUUGAUGACCCAAUACAUUAAGUUUGCAGGUGAUUCUUUGAAAAGACUGGAAGAAGAAGAGAAAUCAAUGGAAGAGGAAAAGAAGGAACAUGUUGAGAAAGCUGGGGAUUUACUGAAAUGGGUGUCAAACCUCAGCAAGACACUCAGCAAAGAAGAAGGAGAAAAGGCUGAAAAGACAGAUUUACCUAAGCAGCAGAUUUCCCUUCAUGAAAUGUCAACCAAGAAAGAACAAAUAGCUGAAGCUCUGCAGACUACACAGUCAUUUUUAGCUAAGCACAGUGACAAAAUGACAGAUGAGGAGAGACAUGAAAUGGAAAAGCAAGUUAGAUCCCUCCAGGAAAGCUACAGCUUGUUAUCCAAUGAAGCUUUGAAGCAGCUGCAGGAAGCCCAUCUGGGUGAUGAAAAGAUGGAAGAAAAGGAUGUGGCUGAACGGCAGCAGGAAUGCAAAGAGAAACUGCAGGAAAUCUGUGAUUUGCUUACACAGACUGAAAAUCGACUCAUCGGACAGCGACAGUCUCUUGUUAUUGGAGACAGCAAGGCUGAGCUGGAACAAUACCAGACCAAACAGGAGGUAUGCACAGCUCUAGUCAGAGAAGUGAAAGAAGAUAUUGAGUUUAUGAUAGUUAAAGGACUGAAGGAUUUGAAGAGAGAGAGUUCCAAUGAAGUUAAUUGGGAAGAUCUCAUGAAUAAUUUGACAAUUCUGGAGCAGAAACUAAAUGAAGCUAAGACAAAGUGUUUGCUCCUUAGCCAGAAGGCAGAAGAGUCCAAAAAAGAACUGGAUAAAGCUAUGACAACAGCAAUUAAGCAGGAAACAGAAAAGGUUGCAGCCAUAGAACAGCUGGAAGAAAGCAAAAAUACAAUAGAAAAUCUUUUGGAUUGGUUAUCAAAUGUGGAUAAAGAAGCAGAGCAUGGCCGGAAGUUUAAGCAAGUGAUAGAACAGAAUGGAACACACUUUGAAGAAGGAGAUGUGAAAGUUUUGGAAGGAGAGGAGGAUGAUGUCAAUGGUAAUUUGCUGGAAGACAUUGAAACUCAGGUGGAUGGACUAGUAAAAAGCAUAGAUGAUAAUCUGAACCAGCAGUAUCAGAAAGUCAAGGCUCAACAUGAGAAAAUUAUUUCACAGCAGCAGGCUAUCAUAGUAGCAACUCAGUCUGCUCAGACACUGCUUGAGAAACAAGGGCACUACCUUACCCCUGAAGAAAAAGACAAGAUGCAAAGGAACAUGAAAGAGCUGAAGGCUCAGUAUGAGACUGCUUUGGCUGAAUCAGAACGAAAAAUGAAAUUGACCCAUUCUCUAAGGGAGGAAUUGGAGAAAUUCGAUGCAGACUAUAGUGAAUUUGAAAUGUGGCUGCAGCAGGCAGAACAAGAACUUGACAAUUUGGAGGCAGGUGCUUCUGACUUCAGUGGUAUCAUGGUCAAACUGAAAAGGCAGAAGAGUUUUUCAGAAGAUGUUAUCUCUCACAAAGGUGAUUUACGCUAUAUCACAAUUUCUGGACAAAGAGUUUUGGAUGCUGCAAGGUCAUGUAGCAAAAGAGAUGGUGUGAAGGUUGACAAAGAUGGUAUAGAUACUUCGGCUACAUAUGCUGAAGUGCAAAAUAAACUGGAUAGAGCUUCAGAUCGCUUCAAAUCUCUCUAUACUAAGUGUAGCAUCCUUGGAAAUAACCUUAAAGACCUGGUGGAUAAAUACCAGCAUUAUGAAGAUGCCUCAUCUGGACUUUUGUCAGGUCUCCAGGCCUCUGAAAUAGCUGUGAGCAAACAAUUAUCAGAGCCAAUUGCAGUAGAUCCCAAAAAUCUCCAAAGACAACUUGAAGAAACUAAGGUUCUUCAGGGACAAGUGUCUAAUCACCAAAUUGCUGUAGAAAAACUGAAAAAAGCUGCUGAAGUAUUAUUGGACACAAGGGGAGAGUUGACACCAGACAAAGAUGAGAUUCAGAAAACACUGGAUGAUAUUGUGGAAAGAUAUGACAAUUUGUCUAAAUCUGUGAAUGAAAGGAAUGAGAAGCUUCAAGUAACUCUGACACGAUCCCUAAGUGUGCAGGAUGGUUUGGAUGAAAUGCUGGAUUGGAUGGAAGGAGUUGAAAAGAGCCUUAAAGAGCAAGAUCAAGUGCCUUUGAAUUCUGCUGCUAUUCAGGACAUUAUUAGUAAAAGCAUCAUGCUAGAACAAGACAUUGCUGGUCGCCAAAGUAGUAUAAACACUAUGAAUGAAAAAGUGAAGAAGUUCAUGGAAACAGCAGAUCCGUCCACUGCAUCCACACUGCAAGCUAAAAUGAGUGAACUUGCAGGACGGUUUUCUGAAGCAAGUAACAAGCAUAGGGAGAAGCUUAUGAAAAUGGAGGAAUUGAAGACUAAAGUGGAGUUAUUCGAAGGUCUGUCAACAAAACUUCAAUCAUUUCUAGAUGAGAAAAACCAGGCACUCAGUGAGACGGAGGCACUGAGAAAGGAUGUUAGUGAAGUGUCUCAAUACAUGCAGGAAGCUGGUGUAGAGUUGGCACAACACAAGAGGGAUCUGGAAGUUUUGAAGCAGCUCCUUGAAGAACUUUCGUUCCAUGCUCUUCCUGGAGAUAAAGCACUGGUAUUAGAGAAAGUAAAUGCUUUGUCAAAGAAAUUCAAAGAGGUAGAGGAGACAAUAAAAGAAAAAGAAGAGGAUGUAUCAUCUUGUCAGAAACAAAUGGAUGCUUUUGAGCUCCUAGUAGAAUCAUUAAAGAAAUGGAUAAAGGAGACGUCAGAACGAAUUCCAGCAGCACAGCCCUCUCUGAAUACAGAGGAGUUAAAGAAACCUUUGGAAGAUACAUUGAAUUUAAAAGAUGAAUGGACAUUAAAGGCACCUGAACUGCAGAAAAUGAAUAGCAGAGGAACUUUGCUGUGUAACUUAAUCACUGCUGUGACUUCUCCUGCAAAACUGAGAGCAGUUGCCAAAUCAGGUGGCACAAUUUUAAAUGGUGAAGGAGGAGCUCCAGGAACUCAGGACUUCUUGAAAAAUAAAGAACUGACAACUGUUCAACAAGCUAUGUCUAAUAUAAAUCACAGCUAUGAAGAUUUGGGAGUUUUAUUGAAUGAAAAGAUUUCAGAACUAGAAAGUAUGCUUUCAAAAAUGCAAAAUAUUCAGGAAGAAUCAGCCUCAAUGAUGCAUUGGUUGCAAAAAAUGGACAAAACUGCAUCAGACUGGGAAGCUGCUCCAACAGACAGUGAAGCAGUUAAAGCCCAAGUCGAGCAACAUAAGCUUUUUGAAACUGAAUUAAAGCAAAGUGCAAAUAAGGUGCAGGAAUUAAAGGACAAAGUUACAGAGCUGUUGGAGAAGAACCCUGACUCUCCUGAGGCACCUAAGUGGAGACAAACAUUGGAUAAAAUAGAUUCCAAAUGGAAAGAACUCAAUAAAGUUACAUCUGAGAGACAACAAAAACUGGAGGAGUCUUCAAAUUACCUGAUCCAGUUCCAGACAGCAGAAGCUCAGCUAAAGCACUGGCUUGUAGAAAAGGAGCUAAUGGUCAGUGUGCUGGGACCAUUAUCAAUUGAUCCUAAUAUGCUGAAUACACAAAAGCAGCAGGUUCAGAUUCUGCUCAAAGAGUUUGACACCAGAAAGCCACAAUAUGAGCAGUUAACUAUGGCUGGGCAGGGGAUUCUGGAGAGACCUGGUGAACAUCCACCCUCACAUGAAACUGUGAAAGAGCAACUGGCAGCUGUGGCACAGAAGUGGGACAGUCUCACCAGCCAGCUGAAGAAGAGAUGUGACCGAAUUGACCAAGCCAUUGUGAAAAGCACAGAGUAUCAAAGCUUACUCAGAAGUCUGUCUGAUAAGCUAAGUGCCUUGGAUAGUAAACUCAGCAGCAGCCUGGCUGUGAGUACACAACCUGAUGCUGUGAAACAACAGCUGGAAAUUGCUAAAGAAAUGAAGGAGGAAAUAGAACGGGAAAAGAAGAAUAUAAAUGCAGCACAAGCUCUUUGUGAAGAGCUGUCAACACUGGUUGGGGAAGAGUAUUUGAAAGCAGAACUUACAAGACAGUUAGACGGCAUCUUAAAAUCGUUUAAGGAUAUUGAGCAAAAAUCAGAUAACCAUGUUCAGCAGCUUCAGUCAGCAUAUGCCUCUUCUCAUCAGUUCCAACAAAUGUCUAAGGACUUUCAGGCCUGGCUAAGCAAAAAGAAAGAAGAGCUGAACCAGGCUCGUCCUGUGUCAGCCAAACUUGAUGCCUUGCAAUCACUAAUUGAAGAACAGAAAGAUUUUAAGAAGACAAUGACUGAUCAGAUUGGUUCAUAUGAAAGAAUUGUUGCAGAAGGAGAAAGUAUUUUACAGAAGACUCAAGGAGAUGACAAAGCAGAAUUACAAUCCCAAAUUGCCACACUCAGGAGUAACUGGGAUGAAAUGAAUAAACAGGUAAAAGAAAGGGAAGAUAAACUGGCAGAUUGUCUGGAGAAAGCCCUCAAAUAUAAGCACCAUGUAGAAAAUCUGCAGCCAUGGAUAGAGAAAUGCCAAAGCAACCUGUGUGAAUUAAAAGUUGGCAUAAACCCAGUUGAAAUAGAGGAUUCUAUUGUUCAGGUAAGGGCGUGGCAGAAGGACCUGGAUAAACACCAUGGGAUGGUGGAACUCUUAAAUAAUUCUGCUGAAAGUUUGCUCAGUGCAAGUCAAACAGAUAAAGAAAUUGUACAAGAACAAACUAAGGUGCUGAAUCAGAAUGUGAAAGUGGUUACAGAACAGUUACAUAAAAAGAGAGAGUGCUUGGAAAACAUGGCACAAAGACUGAAAGAGUUUCAGGACUCAUCCAGAGAAACUGAAAGACAGCUUAAAAGUGCCAAAGAGCAUCUGGAAGCUCAUGACUCACUUGGACCUCAGUCAUUCAGUAACAAACACCUGACAAUGAUGCAGGCCCAGCAGAAAGCCUUGCAAGCUUUAAAGCCUCACGUUGAUCUAGCAAAAAAGCUUGCCCAAGACCUGGUGGUAGAGGCUUCUGAUUCAGCAGGCGUUUCUGACCUCUUACUCCAAGCCGAAUCUUUGGAGCAAGAAUACACUGCAGUGAAGCAGCAAGUUGAGGAUAGGUGCUCAUUCCUGGAGACCAAACUUCAGGGAAUUGGCCAUUUCCAAAACAGCAUCCGAGAGAUGUUCUCUCAGUUUGCAGAGUUUGAUGAUGAGCUUGAUAGCAUGGCUCCAGUGGGGAGAGAUCUCAAGGUACUGCAAUCUCAGAGAGAGGACAUAAAAUGUUUCAUGAAAAAGUUGGAGGAUCUUAUAGUGAAUAAUGAAAACGCUAAUAAAAACUGUAAAAUUAUGCUAGCCACAGAAGCUGAAGCUUCUCCUGAUCUUGUUGGUAUAAAGAGAGACUUGGAAGCUCUAAAUAAACAGUGCAACAAGCUACUAGACAGAGCAAAAGCCAGGGAAGAUCAGGUGGAGGGUACCAUUUGCCGUGUUGAGGAGUUUUACAGUAAACUAAAAGAAUUUUCCACUCUGCUUGGGAGAGCUGAAGAACAUGAAGAGUCACAAGGUCCUGUUGGAAUGGAAACAGAGGCUAUUAAUCAGCAGCUGAAUACAUUCAAGGUAUUCCAGAAAGAAGAAAUUGAACCUUUGCAAGUUAAACAACAGGAAGUAAAUUGGUUGGGUCAGGGCCUUAUUCAGAGUGCUGCUAAAAGUACCAACACAGAGAACCUUGAACACGACCUUGAAGAUGUCAACACCCGAUGGAAGACUCUUAAUAAGAAGGUUGCUCAGCGUGCUGCACAAUUGCAGGAAGCUCUCCUCCACUGUGGGAGAUUUCAGGAUGCCCUUGAAUCUCUGCUUAGCUGGCUCAUUGAUACAGAAGAUCUUGUGGCUAAUCAGAAACCACCAUCUGCUGAAUUCAAAGUUGUCAAGGCCCAAAUACAAGAACAGAAGCUUCUCCAGAGGCUGCUGGAUGACCGCAAGCCUACUGUUGAGGCAAUCAAGCGCGAAGGGGAGAAAAUUGCGGAGUCAGCAGAGCCUGCUGAUAGAGUGAAAAUCCUGAAACAGCUGAGUUUCCUGGAUAGUCGAUGGGAUGCCUUGCUCAGUAAAGCUGAAACAAGGAACCGUCAGCUGGAAGGCAUCUCGGUGGUAGCACAGCAGUUCCACGAGGCUCUGGAGCCACUGGUGGAGUGGCUGACAACCACAGAGAAGAGGCUUGCAAAUGCAGAACCUAUUGGAACACAGGCCUCCAAACUGCAGCAGCAGAUUUCUCAGCAUAAAGCCCUAGAAGAUGAUGUCCUAGCUCACAAUAAGAGUUUACAUCAGGCCAUUAGCGCUGGCCAGUCUCUAAAGACUAUGAGCUCCAGGGAAGAUAAAGAUAUGGUGCAGGAAAAGCUAGAUUCUGCUCAGGCACGAUACAUUGAAAUUCAAGAGAGGAGCAACAGCAGGUCUGAACUUCUCCAGCAAGCUUACAGCAAUGCUCAGAUUUUUGGGGAGGACGAAGUUGAAUUGAUGAACUGGCUGAAUGAAAUCCAUGAUAAGCUGAACAAAUUGUCAGUCCAAGAUUGCAACACAGAAUUGCUUGAGAAACAGCACUCUGAACUACUGGAUCUUCAAGAAGAGAUUCUUCUUAGAAAACAAAAUGUUGAUUUGGCUAUACAAAAUGGCUUAGAGCUUCUCAAGCAAACAACAGGUGAUGAAGUUGUAAUUGUUCAAGAUAAACUGGAAGGCAUUAAAGCAAGAUACAAAGACAUUACAAAAUUAAGUUCUGAUGUAUCCAAGACUUUAGAGCAGGCACUGCAGCUUGCAGGCCAACUGCACUCAACUCAUGAAGAACUCUGCAAAUGGCUUGAUGAAGUAGAGAUGGAGUUACUCUCAUAUGAAACACAGAUACCAAAGGGUGAAGAAUUAAGCCAAGUACAAGAAAGACAAAAAGAGCUGAAAAAAGAAGCAAAGAACAACAAAGGCUUAGUGGACACUCUAAAUGAAGUUGGCAGUGCCUUCCUGGAGCUGGUGCCAUGGAGGGCCAGAGAGGGGCUGGACAAGAUGAUAACAGAGGACAACGAACGUUACAGAUUAGUGAGUGACACGAUCUCUCAGAAGGUGGAUGAGAUUGAUGCAGCCAUCCUGAGAUCCCAGCAGUUUGAUCAAGCAGCUGAUGCUGAAUUUGCCUGGAUUGCAGAAACAGAAAAGAAACUGAUGUCUCUGGGUGAUAUUAGGCUUGAGCAAGACCAGACCACUGCUCAGCUGCAAGUUCAAAAGGCUUUUACCAUGGAGAUUUUAAGGCACAAAGAUGCUAUAGAUGAACUUGUUAAAUCCGGGGAUAAGAUUAUGAAAACAUGCACUGAAGAAGAGAAACAGAUGAUGAAGAAAAAAAUUGAAAGCCUCUUACAGAAGUACGAUGCAGUCUGUCAGAUGAACUCAGAGAGAAAUCUCCAGCUGGAACGGGCUCAGUCUCUGGUUAACCAGUUCUGGGAGACUUAUGAAGAGCUUUGGCCAUGGUUAACUGAAACAGAAAUGAUCAUCUCUCAGCUUCCUGCACCAGCCCUUGAAUAUGAAACAUUAAAGCAACAACAAGAAGAACAUAGGCAACUGCGUGAGCUGAUUGCUGAGCACAAGCCUCAUAUAGAUAAGAUGAACAAAACUGGGCCUCAGUUGCUGGAGCUGAGCCCAGGAGAAGGCUUUUCUAUCCAAGAGAAAUAUGUGGCAGCUGACACCCUUUACAGUAAAAUUAAGGAAGAUGUCAAAAAGCGAGCACUGGCACUGGAUGAAGCCAUUUCUCAGUGUACCCAGUUUCAUGACAAGAUAGAUCCAACUCUUGAGAGUCUGAAACGCAUAGUUGAACGUCUGAGGCAGCCACCUUCCAUCUCGGCAGAGGUUGAGAAGAUAAAAGAGCAGAUCAGUGAGAAUAAGAAUGUGUCAGUGGAUCUGGAAAAGCUUCAGCCCGUGUAUGAGACACUUAAACAGAGAGGGGAGGAAAUGAUUGCUCGCUCAGAAGGUGCUGAUAAGGAUAUGUCUGCUAAAGCUGUUCAAGAUAAACUAGACCGAAUGGUCCUAAUUUGGGAAGACAUCCAGACCUUGACUGAGGAAAGAGAGGCCAAACUAUUGGAUGUAAUGGAACUAGCUGAGAAGUUUUGGUGUGAUCAUAUGGCUCUUGUAGCUACUAUUAAAGAUACUCAGGACUUCAUUCGAGAACUGGAGGGACCUGGAGUUGACCCAUCUGUAGUCAAGCAACAGCAAGAAGCUGCAGAGGCUGCUAAAGAAGAAAUUGAUGGACUACAAGAAGAACUAGAAGCAGUUGUGAGCCUUGGCUCUGAGCUGAGAGCUGCUUGUGGAGAGCCUGACAAACCUAUUGUCAACAAGAGUAUAGAUGAGCUGAAUUCUGCCUGGGAUGCAUUAAACAAAACAUGGAAAGAACGUGUGGAUAAGCUUGGGGAAGCUAUGCAGGCAGCUGUUCAAUACCAAGAUGGACUACAGGCAUUAUUUGACUGGGUAGACAUUGCUGGCAGCAAGUUAGCAUCUAUGUCCCCAGUUGGAACAGAUCUGGAGACAGUGAAGCAGCAAACGGAGGAACUUAAGCAAUUUAAGACAGAAGCUUAUCAGCAGCAGAUAGAAAUGGAAAGACUGAACCAUCAGGCAGAACUAUUGCUCAAGAAGGCAACACAAGAGAGUGACAAGCACACUGUUCAAGACCCUCUCUCAGAGCUCAGACUAUUGUGGGACAGCCUAGAAGACAAAAUUAUAAGUAGACAGCACAAGCUGGAAGGUGCCUUGUUAGCCUUGGGGCAGUUCCAGCAUGCCCUGGAUGAGUUACUGGCAUGGCUGACGCACACAGAAGACUUGCUGAAUGAACAGAAACCCGUGGGUGGAGACCCCAAGGCUAUUGAAAUUGAACUUGCCAAACAUCAUGUGCUACAAAAUGAUGUUUUCGCCCAUCAGUCUACGGUGGAAGCUGUUAAAAAAGCAGGAAAUGACCUGAUUGAAUCAAGUGCUGUUGAAGAAGCAAGUAAUUUACGGAGCAAGUUGGAACUCCUGAAUCAGCGCUGGCAAAAGUUGUUGGAAAAAACAGAACAAAGGAAACAGCAGCUGGAUAGUGCCUUGAUCCAGGCUCAAGGUUUCCAUGGUGAAGUUGAGGAUCUGCAGCAAUGGCUGACAGACACUGAACGUCAGCUGUUGGCAUCAAAACCUGUUGGAGGCUUACCAGAAACAGCAAGAGAGCAGCUUAAUGCACAUAUGGAACUUUGUGCUGCCUUUGAGGCCAAAGAAGAGACAUACAAGUGUCUAAUGCAGAAAGGCCAGCAGAUGCUUGCAAGAUGCCCAGAAUCUGCUGAAACAAAUGUUGAGCAGGACAUAAAUAACUUAAAAGAAAAAUGGGAGUCCGUGCAAACAAAACUCAGUGAAAGAAAAACCAAACUGGAAGAAGCCCUCAAUUUAGCAAUGGAGUUCCACAACUCACUUCAAGAUUUCAUCAACUGGCUUACUCAGGCUGAGCAGACUCUAACUGCAGCUUCUCGGCCAAGUCUUAUCUUGGACACUGUCUUAUUUCAAAUUGAUGAACACAAGGUUUUUGCCACAGAAGUGAACUCUCAUCGAGAUCAGAUCAUAGAGCUGGACAAAACUGGAACCCAUCUGAAAUAUUUCAGCCAGAAACAGGACGUUGUCCUUAUUAAGAAUCUGUUGAUUAGUGUACAGAGUCGAUGGGAAAAAGUAGUCCAACGCUUAGUUGAAAGGGGAAGAGCUUUGGAUGAUGCAAGGAAAAGAGCCAAACAGUUCCAUGAAGCCUGGCAUAAACUUAUGGAAUGGCUGGAAGAAUCAGAGAAAUCUUUGGACUCAGAUCUUGAAAUUGCAAAUGACCCUGACAAAAUAAAGAUGCAGCUUGCACAGCAUAAGGAAUUCCAGAAAUCUCUUGGUGCCAAACAUUCUGUGUAUGAUACCACAAAUAGGACUGGACGUUCCUUGAAAGAGAAAACCACCUUGGCUGACGACAAUUUGAAACUUGAUGACAUGCUGAGUGAACUAAGAGAUAAAUGGGAUACAAUUUGUGGAAAAUCAGUGGAAAGACAAAAUAAACUGGAGGAAGCCCUGCUAUUUUCAGGACAGUUCACUGAUGCUCUGCAAGCUCUCAUUGAUUGGUUAUACAAAAUUGAACCUCAGCUAGCAGAAGACCAACCAGUGCAUGGAGACAUUGAUUUAGUAAUGAAUCUGAUUGACAACCACAAGGUUUUCCAGAAGGAGCUGGGAAAAAGAACAAGCAGUGUCCAGGCUCUGAAGCGCUCUGCAAGGGAGCUGAUAGAAGGCAGUCGUGAUGACUCUUCCUGGGUCAAAGUGCAAAUGCAGGAGCUAAGCACUCGCUGGGAGACAGUUUGUGCCCUGUCAGUAUCCAAGCAAACACGACUGGAACAGGCCCUCCGGCAGGCAGAAGAAUUCCACUCAGUUGUCCAUGUCCUUUUGGAGUGGCUGGCAGAGGCAGAGCAGGCUCUUCGUUUCCACGGCAUCCUUCCAGACGAUGAAGAGGCCUUGCGAACACUGAUAGAGCAGCACAGGGAAUUUAUGAAGAAACUGGAAGAGAAAAAGGCAGAACUGAAUAAAGCAACAGGUAUGGGAGAAGCUAUUCUGGCUAUCUGCCACCCAGACUCCAUCACCACCAUUAAGCACUGGAUAACAAUCAUCAGAGCCAGGUUUGAAGAGGUCUUGGCAUGGGCUAAACAACAUCAACAGAGACUAGCAGGAGCUCUGGCUGGACUUAUUGCUAACCAGGAGCUGCUGGAAGCCUUGCUGUCCUGGUUGCAGUGGGCAGAGACUACACUAACUGAAAAAGAUAAAGAGGUUAUCCCCCAGGAGAUUGAGGAAGUUAAAGCGCUUAUAGCUGAACAUCAGACAUUCAUGGAAGAAAUGACCAGAAAACAGCCUGAUGUGGAUAAAGUUACAAAGACCUAUAAAAGGAAAGCACUUGAACCCUCUCCAGUACAAUCGCAUAUUCCUGUCCUUGAUAAGGGGAGAGCAGGAAGAAAGCGUUCCCCAACACCAGGCAUUUAUCCAUCAGCAGCCCAGGCACAAAUUGAAACCAAGAAUCCACGGGUAAACCUUUUAGUCAGCAAAUGGCAGCAAGUUUGGCUUCUGGCCUUGGAAAGAAGAAGAAAACUUAACGAUGCUCUGGACAGACUUGAAGAGCUGAGAGAAUUUGCCAACUUUGAUUUUGAUAUUUGGAGGAAAAAAUACAUGCGAUGGAUGAACCACAAGAAGUCUCGCGUGAUGGACUUCUUUAGGAGGAUUGAUAAAGAUCAGGAUGGAAAGAUUACAAGACAGGAAUUUAUCGAUGGAAUUCUUUCUUCAAAAUUCCCUACAAGCCGACUUGAAAUGAGUGCUGUUGCAGACAUUUUUGAUAGAGAUGGUGAUGGAUAUAUUGACUAUUAUGAAUUUGUAGCAGCUCUUCAUCCGAACAAGGAUGCAUACAAGCCUCUCACAGAUGCUGACAAAAUUGAAGAUGAGGUUACAAGGCAGGUAGCGAAAUGUAAAUGUGCGAAGCGGUUUCAAGUGGAACAGAUUGGGGAUAACAAGUACAGGUUCUUCCUGGGAAAUCAGUUUGGUGACUCUCAGCAACUGCGCCUUGUUCGUAUCCUAAGAAGUACGGUCAUGGUCCGUGUUGGAGGUGGCUGGAUGGCACUUGAUGAGUUCUUAGUGAAAAAUGAUCCUUGCCGUGCUAAAGGGAGGACAAAUGUGGAGCUGCGUGAAAAAUUCAUUUUGGCAGAUGGUGCCAGUCAGAGCAUGGCAGCUUUCCGACCAAGGGGCCGUAGAUCACGACCCUCUUCAAGAGGUGCUUCUCCCAACAGAUCCACUUCUCUGUCAAGUCAAGCUGGCCAGGCAGCUGCCCCACAAGCUGUUACAACAAGUACACCGAAGACACCACAUCAUUUAACACGCAACUAUGGUAAACCAUGGUUGACAAACAGCAAAACAUCAACUCCUUCUAAACCACCAGAAUCCUCAGACUAUCAAGGGUCAUCUGCAGAGGGAACACCAAUUCAAGGAAGUAAACUCAGACUGCCAGGGUACCUAUCAGGGAAGGGUUUCCACUCAGGAGAAGACAGUGGCAUCCUGUCAACAGCAGCCACCAGAGUCAGAGCUCAGUUUGCAGAAACCCGAAGAACUCCAAGCAGACCUGGCAGCCGAGCAGGUAGCAAGGCUGGCAGCAGGUCAAGCAGCCGCCGAGGCAGCGACGCGUCUGACUUUGACAUUUCGGAAAUCCAGUCUGUGUGCUCAGAUAUGUCAGAGACUGUUCCUGCUACAAGCAGGCCGACACCCCGAGCAGGUUCUCGGCCAGGAUCCACCAAGCCUUCUAAAAUUCCAACUCCCCAGAGAAGGCCACUAGCCAGCAAAUCGGACAAGUCCUUGAAGAGAUAAUAUGAUUGGCUCCAUGAAGGUCUUUUCCUUUUACAUUAAAUAUUUAAGUUCAUAAGAUGUAAAAUAUUAUGUAGAAAUUACUGUGAAAUAUCGCAAGAGGUGGGUUUUUAAUUCUGCAGAUGGCCUUAUUUGUGUAUUUGUCUUCUUAUUUUAUGUGUAUAAUUUUUGUCAGAUUCUUUUUCGUUUUGCCAUAUCCCGUGAGAAGGGGAAGAGUUCUAAUGUAAACUAACAGUUGUACACAGUAACAUGUAGAAAGUACACUAAAAAUAAUUGCCGAAUGUACAGUGUACUGAAUGUACAGUAAGUCUCUGCAACCUCAAUAAAAAAGGCCUAUCACUAUGUCAUUAGUUAACAGUAAAGGAUACCUCAUGAUUUUUCUUUAAAAAAGAAAAAGAGAAUACUGAAAGCCAAAAGACACAAUUACACAUUUUGAGCUAACUAAACAAACACUAAACGAUGUAUGUUAAAACUUCUAAGGAAUACAAACACACAUUCACAGUACCCUUAUUUAUACAGCAUCUCUCAGAGAACUCACAGAGUUAAUUAAGCACUUGCCAAUAAUAUGAUAUUCCAAUACCUUGCAGCAUUUCUGUGCCAUUGCUUUCAAUGAGGCCAGACACAUUCUGGAUAUCUGAACUAUUAUUCUGUAAGAAUAUCAAUAUAAAGUGCAUUCAUGUAAAUGUGAGGUUUUCUUUCGCUUGAGUGGAUGGUAGCACUGUAUCAUUGAACUCAUUUUGUAUCAAAGCAAUUUUGCUUGCAGAAAGCUCAGAAAUAAACAUGUCCCUUAACUUUAUUUCUAUUGUAUUUCUUAUUUCACAGGAAGGUAAUUUUCAGCGUUAUGUUUUAGAGCAUAUGCCAUUUCAGAUGACCAAUAAUUACCAUAGGAACACAGGCUUUAAUGUUAUUUCCCAUUACCAGCUAUCUGAUUUUGGUUAGCUACUGUAUUUGUUUAAUAAAACACUAAAUUGCACAUAUCA
Molecule: messenger RNA, 18047 nt
Organism: Cyanistes caeruleus (blue tit)
Lineage: Eukaryota; Metazoa; Chordata; Aves; Passeriformes; Paridae
Source: RefSeq, a predicted model, not a curated record